Aspergillus versicolor CBS 583.65 is the source of this 1053-nucleotide messenger RNA. RefSeq lists its product as uncharacterized. Lineage: Eukaryota; Fungi; Ascomycota; Eurotiomycetes; Eurotiales; Aspergillaceae. The transcript is spliced from 3 exons. The record is from RefSeq and is a predicted model, not a curated record. Bases 1 to 1053 code for a protein of 350 amino acids.
AUGGCGGAUCCCUCACAGUUCCCUCCUGGCUAUCUGGAAGCGGAUCGCAGCCGGCCAGCGUACAUUGGGAUCAUAUUCUCCACGUCGCUGUCCCUUGUUGUUGUUCUUGUGCGUCUCUAUGCUCGCAAGUUCUUGGUUCGAGAGAUAGGAUGGGAUGACUACUUUAUCGUGAUGGCGCAGCUAGUGUCCUGGGCGACUAUGAGCCUGUGUAUGAUGAUUCUGCAUUACGGCUCUGGUCGCCAUCUAGCAGCGCUGAUGCUCGAAUCCCCAGAGGACCUGGUCCACAUGUACAAAUGGCUCUUCACGACUCAGAUGGUGUACAUGUUCAACCUGUGGCUCUGUCGUGUCUCAGGGCUGGCCUUUUAUGCACGCAUUAACCCUAUGCCGCAGUUCAUCCUCUACCUCAGACUCUCCUUUGCGUUUAUUACGUCGGUAUAUGUUGCGCAGACACUCAUCAUUGCGCUGCAGUGCAUCCCUCUCCAGGCGAUGUGGGAUCAGACUGUAAAGGGGAAAUGCAUGGGAUCUGGCAUCGUCUUCAUCUCAACGGGCGCUCUGACGAUUGCCUGCGACUCGCUGAUCCUGCUCCUCCCUAUCAAAAUCGUUAUGACUCUCCAAGCAAGCAUCACGCGGAAGAUUGCACUGCUCGGUAUCUUGUGCUUUGGAGUUUUAACCUCCGUCUUCCGCAUGAUCUCCAUGAUCGUCUCUGUCGAAAACGAAGCCGACGCAACCUGGUACUUCUCGCCCGUCAUCGCCUGGACCUGCGCCGAGAUCAGCGCCGCCAUCAUCGCCCUCUCGCUACCCGCCCUGCGCACCAUCUUCGGCUUCCUCAAGGAGAAGCGCACAACCCGAGACCAGAGCUACUCGCACGGCUCCGAGUCCAUUGGACUGGAGUCAUCGGGCCGGCGCACAAACAAGGGCCGCAUCUUCCACGGCUCCGGUGUUUUUGAGAAUACAGCCGAGGUGGAUGCUGCGAGGAGUCCUAGCCAGGAGGUUCUCUGGGAUGGAAGAUAUGAUCGGAAAAUACGUGUUACGGAUACGGUUGAGGUGAAGUGA